UAUUUUAAUGGGAUCUUGCUAUAAAACAAAGAAGUUCCUGCUUUCACUGGCUGAAAAUAAAUUAGGACCUUGCAUGCUGCUGGCUUUGAGGGGUAACCAGACGAUGGUAGAGAUUUUGUGUUUGAUGCUGGAAUACAACAUCAUCGAUAAUAAUGACACCCAGCUCCAGAUCAUCUCUACCCUGGAAAGCACAGACGUGGGAAAGAGAAUGUACGAACAGCUGUGUGACAGGCAGAGGGAGUUAAAAGAGCUGCAAAGAAAAGGUGGUCCCACAAGGUUAACACUGCCAUCCAAGUCUACAGACGCAGACCUGGCCCGCUUGCUAAGCUCAGGAUCUUUUGGAAAUUUGGAAAACCUCAGCCUGGCCUUUACCAAUGUGACAAGUGCUUGUGCUGAGCACCUCAUUAAACUGCCUUCGCUCAAGCAGCUGAACCUGUGGUCAACUCAGUUCGGUGAUGCAGGGUUGCGGCUUCUGUCCGAACACCUCACGAUGCUGCAAGUGCUCAACCUGUGCGAGACUCCCGUCACGGAUGCCGGGCUGCUGGCACUUAGCUCCAUGAAGAGCCUGUGUAGUUUAAAUAUGAACAGCACCAAACUUUCAGCAGACACCUAUGAAGAUCUUAAGGCUAAACUACCCAAUCUGAAAGAAGUGGAUGUCCGCUACACCGAAGCAUGGUGAACUCCCUGCCUCCGACUCCUCUCUUUUGCUUCUUAGGGGAAGGAAAAGAUUUUUAAAACAAACAGAGAAAAACAAACCGGAAAAAAACCCUUUUGGCUAAUACCUGUAGAGCAGUGAGUCCUGGGACUUGGUGGUAGGAGAUGUGGUCGUGGGGUAGAGGAGUGGCGUUGUGUGUGCCGGGGGGGUGGGAGGGGGGACACGGGGCAAACCUGGACCCAGAUGGAUUCUUUCAGCUUUGUGGUUUCAGAAUCAACGUAACUUAAAUGAGAAAGGAAAAGAA
This is a messenger RNA of Mesitornis unicolor (brown roatelo), 959 nucleotides long. RefSeq names its product C-Maf-inducing protein. Lineage: Eukaryota; Metazoa; Chordata; Aves; Mesitornithiformes; Mesitornithidae. The transcript is spliced from 7 exons. Gene Ontology annotation, cellular component: nucleoplasm; cytosol. The record is from RefSeq and is a predicted model, not a curated record. Bases 8 to 679 code for a protein of 223 amino acids.